Dermatophagoides pteronyssinus (European house dust mite) is the source of this 419-nucleotide messenger RNA. Its product is annotated as mitochondrial translation release factor in rescue. The record is from RefSeq and is a predicted model, not a curated record. NCBI's taxonomy places the organism in Eukaryota, Metazoa, Arthropoda, Arachnida, Sarcoptiformes, Pyroglyphidae. Gene Ontology annotation, biological process: translational termination. Gene Ontology annotation, molecular function: translation release factor activity. Gene Ontology annotation, cellular component: mitochondrion.
GAAUGUUCUGAUUUGAUUUGAUUUAAUUUGAUUUGAGAAAAGAUUACAAAAAACGAAAUUGAAAAUAAUUUAGUCUUUCACGAUAAAUUAUGUGCAUAAAUUCAACAACAACAAUCAUUACACGAUCUUGCGUUCGUCGCCUUUAUAAAGAUCUUUUGCGUUUUGGUCGUAACGAAUUGCAAUAUACUGAUAAAAAUUAUUUUUAUAAUAGAAUUCGUAAAGAAUUUGAUGCCAAUAGAAAUCUUGAUCGUAACGAAGAUAUUGAAUAUUAUUAUAAGAAAGGAUUAACUUUAUUACAAAAACGAGCAUUAGUUUGAUUUAUUCAAAUGUUUUUUCCCAAUUAUUAUCAUCAUCAAAUUUUCAACAUUUUAUCAAGAAAAUUUCAAAAUUCUAUCAUUGUUUCAAAUUAUUUUCCCCGA